Messenger RNA from Phacochoerus africanus (Common warthog), 726 nucleotides. It is a transcript of the gene BOLA3, whose product is annotated as bolA family member 3. The record is from RefSeq and is a predicted model, not a curated record. The coding region runs from base 96 to 428 and encodes 110 amino acids. The transcript has 4 exons. NCBI's taxonomy places the organism in Eukaryota, Metazoa, Chordata, Mammalia, Artiodactyla, Suidae.
GGCGGCCUCGGCCACUGCGGAGGUGACUCGGGUUCCGGGUUCCGCGCCUUUUGGGAGACUCGGCGACCUCGGGCGGCGGGCCGCGUCGGCCGGGCAUGGCUGCUUGGAGCCCGGCCGCGGCAGCGCCUCUGCUCCGCGGGAGCCGCGGGCUCCCGCUUCUCCACUCUGCCCAGCGGAUGUUUGCCUCGCAGACUGAGGGGGAGCGCAAAGUGACCCAAAUUCUCAAAGAGAAAUUUCCUCGAGCUACAGCUAUCAAAGUCACUGACAUUUCAGGAGGCUGUGGGGCAAUGUAUGAAAUUCAAAUCGAAUCAGAAGAAUUUAAGGAGAAGAGAACUGUCCAGCAGCACCAGAUGGUAAAUCAGGCAUUAAAAGAAGAAAUCAAAGGCAUGCACGGACUGCGGAUAUUUACCUCUGUCCCCAAACACUGACUACGCCCAGCGCUGUAGCUGCUGCUUUUGCACCUGGGAUGAAUUUGACGGACACCAUUCUUUCCUAAGGCAUCAGACCAGGAUGUUAUCUAUUUUGUUCAUAGACAUUUCCAUAUUAUAAUUAUAGAAGACUAUGUUAUCUAUUUAGAUGUUGAAGGCAACAGAUAACUAAAUUUUUUUUUCAUUGCAAAAAUAUUUAUUGAAUCCUGCUCUGUGUGAGGCGACAUUCUCAGUAUGGGGAUAAUGUAAUUAACAGGAGCAGACCAAGAAAGAACUAUGCGAAAUUUCUGAAGAGUCA